Gracilinanus agilis (Agile Gracile Mouse Opossum) is the source of this 1459-nucleotide messenger RNA. RefSeq names its product ribosomal L1 domain-containing protein 1-like. The transcript has 9 exons. Bases 86 to 1429 code for a protein of 447 amino acids. Lineage: Eukaryota; Metazoa; Chordata; Mammalia; Didelphimorphia; Didelphidae. The record is from RefSeq and is a predicted model, not a curated record.
UAGGAAUUGCGCCUGCGCUUGGCGGGACCUUUACCUCCCUCCACCUCCUCUCCGCAGAAUUGUAGGACACGUGCUUCCGAGUAAAAUGGAUGGUCAGGCUGGAGAGAAGACUGAGCCUAAUCUCGUGUCGCAGGAGCAGAUUAAAAAGGCUACAGAAGCUUUGUUGAGUUAUACAAAGAAGAAACAAAAUGAUAAUACAUUGCUUUUGAAUGAGAAUGAGAAUGUAUUUUUAAUGGUGACAUUAUGGAAAAUUCCCCCAAAGGGAAAAGAAAUCAGAAUACCUUUGCCACACGGUAUCAGACCCGAUUCAAAAGACAUAUGCUUAUUUACCAAGGAUGAAUCCAAUUUAACUUCAGAACAGACAGAACAUUUCUAUAAGCAGCUUUUGAAAAAGAAGGGGAUUACAAGCAUUACUGAGGUCAUCCCUUACAAAAGACUAAAACAUGAAUAUAAACCUUAUGAAGCCAAGCGGCGCCUUUUGAGUAGUUUUGACCUUUUUCUUGCUGAUCAAAGAAUUAGACGACUUUUGCCCUCACACAUAGGAAAGCAUUUCUAUCGAAGAAAGAAAGUACCUCUAGCAGUAGACCUCACGACCCAAAAUUUGUUGGAACACAUCAAUAAGAUAGUCCAGGGAACUACAUUGACUGUCACUAAUCAUGGUUGUUGCAAUACAACACGUGUGGGUCACACUGGAAUGCCUGUAGAUCAUCUAGUAGAAAAUACUGUUGCUGCUAUAAAAGUGCUUUCAGAAAAGCUGCCAAUGAAGUGGGAGAGUGUAAAAAUUCUACACCUGAAAACAGAAAGAUCUCUUUCCCUUCCAAUCUUUUCUUCAUUUGUCUCCCAUUUGGGGACUCAUCAGAAAAGUAAGAAUCAAAAUCAAGGCAAAAAAGCGGCCUCAAAGCCUGCCCAAACUGCAGUGAGGCCUGAUGGUGAAGGUAAUUUGGAAGGUCAUGGGCUUGAGGCCACAAAGGAUAGCAAAACAGAACCUGAUUCUGAGGAUGAGAUUCCACAGCUAGUUCCAAUUCAAGCAACAUCUCCUCAAAAGCUCCCAGAGAAAAUAAUCCUAAUUAAGGAGUCUACAGGAGAGAGUCUCAGCCCUGAAACGCCACAAGCUAAAACUCCUGGUAAAAAGAGAAAAGCCUCCAUGGCUUUGGAUACUCCAAAACAGAUUAAGAAAGGUUCCACAGAAUUGAAGAAGACUCCAGCCACUGGCAAAGUAAGAAGCCAAAGACCCAUCCCUAAGAAAACACAGAAAGAAAAUAAUUCUUCCCUAGAGGUUAAAGCUCUGGAGAAGACUCCCAAGAAGCCACGACCCAAGUCAUUUACUACUCACAAUAAAGUAGGAAAAAUUAAGAAGUCAGCUACCAAAGCUCCCCAAACUCCAAGACAAAAGCAGAAAAAAACAAAAGUCACCCCCAAGUCAACCUAGGUAUCUUUUUUUUUUUUUUAAUUUUUUCUU